GGCUGCGGGUAGGGAAGGAGCAGGGGUGAUGCUGAGGGCAUGCAGGCUGGGAUGGUGGUGGCUGCAGAGGGUUCAAAUGGAGCAGAAGGGGGAACCCAGCAGGGAGGUGCUGGGCACUGAGGCUGCCAUGGUGCAGUCAUCCUUCAGCAAAGCCGCAGAGCUGCUUGCUCUGCACGCUGGGGUGGGGUUGAGGGUGCUGAGGCUCUCGCUGGGGACAGCACCCACAGCACAGGGAUGAGGGGAAGCGUUUGCCACGCAGGAAGCGGGGCUGGGUGUGCGCUGCCUGCACCCCGGGGCCACCCAGCAGCCCGCAGCCUCUUCCCACCCUUUCCUGCCAAAUGCGAGUUACUCUCGGGCGAUGCUGGUGGAUGAAGUGCAGCAAAAUGUGCCGUGUCCCCUCGCCCCCUCCCUUUAGGCUGUGGUUUCUGCUCUCCUGCAGCAAGGAGGUUGCUUCACCGUUGCCCUUCCUGCACCCGACAGCAGCUGUGCAAUCACCCAGGGCGGUGGGUUGAUUUCUUCCUUCCUCAAUUUCUCUCUGCUCCUUGCCUGGCUCUGGCCGCCCACAGAAGCGUGUCCAGCGCCUGCAGCAGCGACGGGCUCUGCUCUUGUCUGACACAGCCACAUCCCCAGCCCUGCGUUGCUGGAUGGGAUGGGUGCGCUGUGCUGCCUCAGCACCGGCCCCAAACCCUCAGCAGCACUCACAGGAAGCGCAGUCCCUCACUUCCCUCUUGUUCUGCUCGUAGCCACCUCUAACCUGGACUUGGAGAGCAAGAAAGCCGCCCCCACCAAGCUGUCAUGGCAGCAGCCAGUGAACGUCUUCCUGGCUGCCGGCCGCCCGCCCGGCAUGGAGCAGCUGCACCAGGAGGCUCAGCUCAACCUGCAGAGCCUGCUGCAAGAGGAGUAUGAGGAGCAGUAUGCUGAGAGCAGAGUGACUGGGCAGACCUUCCGUGCCGCCGGCCACCCACCUCCCAGCACCCCUACGGAGCCCUCACCCCGUUCCCUGCCCUCCAAGCGCCUCGAGUUCGUGCUUAUGCCCCCGAGCCGGCGAGCCGAUGAGGAGGAGAGCAGCAGUGCCAGCACGCUGGGCGUGAGACCACCCGACAUCUCCCUGAGCCUCCCCACCACCCCCGACAAGCAGACAGCCUGGCCCAGGGCCUUCCCCCUGCCCACCGUGGAGGAGAAGCAGUGGCACCAGUCCUGCUCUGUGCAGACUAACGUGGUCCCCAUCAAUGUCUCGGGGCAGCACUUUGCUAGGCACGCGAGUGCUCGUCACUCCCUGUUUAACACAGAGACCGCGAUGAACCCCAAGUCCACCCUGCGGCGUAGACGGACCGUUAUCGGAUUCCCUAACAUGUCCCUGCGAGACCAAGGCAGCACCAACGGCCCUGCGCACACCACACACCCCCCCAUCGCCGAGUCCCUGUCCUGCAGCUUUGAGACCGCGGGUGGGAGGAAGCCCUCCCAGCAGACCAGCCCCCGCCAGCCGCUCUCUGCCCCGCUGAGGAAGACCUUCAGUGAUCUCGGGGGCACGCUGCAGGCACGCUGCUGCCCACCGCCAUCCUCCAUGGACAACGCGGCCACCCCCAGCACCUGCAACGGACCACAGGGCUCCUCUUUUCCCCCACCUUGGGGUGCCAAUUCCUUAGGAUACACCACCCCCCCCAGCCCUGCUGCCGGCCACGAGGUCUCACCAGGCAGCUCCGCCAUGGGCUCACCCACCGGCACCGAGCGGGCCGCCUCCUUCUUCAUCGCUCAGGAGGAGCAUGUGGGGAGCGCUGGGCCCAGCUCCUUCUCCGCCACGACUCCUGAGUCUCCUCCUGGCGCUGGGGGCAUCCGGAGGUGUGAUGGCCAAGAAGCCAGGGUGAACUUUUCACCCACAAACAAAGAGCCGGAGCCGGCACCGGAGCCAUCGCGCUUAGGGGUGGAGCGGGGAGGGUGCCGCUUCCGCGAGCGCUCGCUGUCGGUGCCCACCGACUCGGGGUCCCUCUGCUCCGUGGACAUUGCUUACGCCGAAGCCCGGCGAGGCAGCACCAACUGUGCCCUGGGCUACCCCAGCGCCGGCUCCGAGGGCAGCACCAGCACUGAUAACAUCUCGCUCGGGCCGGAGCCGGACGGGCAGCGGCGGCGGCGCUCCAAGAGCAUUUCCCUUAAGAAGGCCAAGAAGAAGCCCUCGCCGCCCACCCGCAGCGUCUCACUGAUCAAAGAAGGGCAGGACAGCCUGGCUGCCCUGGGGCUGCCCCAUGAUCAGAGACCCAAGAGCCUGUGCAUCCCGCUGGAACCUGCUGGGCACCGGGUGGUGCAUGCAGACCCCCAGGGUAGAGAGCCCGACAGCCCAGCUGCCCCCGGCCAGUGGUACAUGGCAGACUGGAAGAAUGGUGAGCCCUACCGCUCCCUCUCCGGCUCCAGCACAGCCACAGGGACUACAGCCAUUGAGUGUGUGAAGGCACGGGGCAGCUCCGAGUCCCUCAUGUCCCCCUCUAUCUCCAGGGCCACAACACCCUCCCAGCUCUCAGCAGAGGCUGACCUCAAAACCUCGUCCCCGGGCAGGCCCGCAGGGCUGAUGUCCCCAUCCAGCGGGUACUCCAGCCAAUCAGAGACCCCCACACCCACCGUCCCCACCUCAGCCAUCCUCGGGCACUCACCACACCAGGUGCGGGUGAGGCCGCUGGUUCCCGAGAGGAAGUCCUCGCUGCCCCCCACAUCCCCCAUGGAGAGGAGUCCCAAAUCCAGGCUGUCCUUUGAGCUGCCGCUCACACCGCCCGCCCACCUCGACCUCUCGGGGCUGAAGAUCUCCUUGAAGGGGAAGACCAAGGUCAGCCGGCACCACUCCGACUCCACCUUCGGCACCAAGCUGGUCCAGAAGACCAGUCCCAUCCAGCCCAUCAUGCCCGUGGUCACCCAGUCCGACCUGCGCUCUGUGCGUCUGCGCUCCAUCAGCCGCUCCGAGCCAGAGGACAACACUGACGGCCCAGAGCAUGCGGAGGAACUGCCACGUAUCCCCUGCCCGGGGCCGGAGAGGAAAGUGAAGCCGCCGGUAGCGGAGAAACCACCGUUGGCCAAGCGGCCCCCGUGCAUCCUGCCCAAGCCCGUGGUCCUGCGGGAGGAGGGUCCCCUGUCCCCCACAUCCCCACCAAGCAUCACCACCAAGGACAGCCUGAUGCUACGGAAAGGGGAGCCAUGGAGGGGCCCGGGGCAGCCUCGGCGGCUCUCGCAGGGCAGCCUGGAGGACAAACCGCGGCCAGAGGCAGAGCGCAGGAAGGCCAAGGUGCCGCCGCCGGUGCCCAAGAAGCCCAGCGUGCUCUACCUGCCGCUCACCCCAAUCCCGGUGCAGCAGGCGGGGGGUGCAGGGGACCCGGCGCCCACCCCCAGCCCCAUCAUCACGCUGGAUUCAGAGCCCAGCUGCUGCCAACCUGACGCUGAUGGCGCAACACCCACUGAGGUCCCAGGCACGGCGCAAGCUGGCGAGACCCCCUCGGAGCAAGGCAGUUCGUCUGAGGCUGGCACAGAGGAGAAGAGCUUCGCCAGUGACAAGACGGCCGACUCCAUCGCUGAGGAAGACGAUGAUGUCUUCAUGGCAUCCCGCACCACAGAGGAUCUCUUCACUGUCAUUCACAGGUCCAAGAGGAAGGUUCUGGGGCGGAAGGAGCCAGGCGACAGCUUUAGCAGCCGGCCCAAUUCCCACUCUCCCGUGAAGACGUCAGGCUCACCAACCAGUGAGUCUCCUGCAGCAGCAGUGAGCACCGGGAAGUCCUCCAGCAGGAAUGAAGAUUUUAAGGCUCUGCUCCAGAAGAAGAGCAGUAAAACCAGCAGCGGUUCCCGGCCAUCUGCAGCUGAACUGCUCAAGACCACAAAUCCACUGGCUCGGAGGGUCAUGAUGGAGUUUGCUCCUGAGCUAGAUGGUGCAAACAGCCAGCCCUAAACCUGCACAGAGCCUUCUGGCCACAAAGGGCUCGGGUUGGUGCAGAUGGAGCCGUGCUGCGGGCAGUAGCUUUAGGCACUCAGGUCACUGCAGAAGGGAUGUCCCGGCUGCCCCACUGGGGCUUCUUUCGUGCUUUCAUUUCUUCCUUGGCGAAUCCUCUUUGGUUCCUCUCCAGUGGGAGAGUUGCUGGCAGAGAAGCAGUGUUGGGACCUGAGGCCCCCAUGUCCCUGCUGCGCUGCUGGCAAGAGGGGAGAGGCAGACAUGCAGCACUCUAGUGGGGACUGGGACCUGGCACCUCCUGUGCCACUGGGACAGCAGCUCCUGCUGCUCAGGAACACAGCAGGACUGCAGCUCCAGGCACCUCCCAGCACCCACAACAAAGCUAGCUUGAAACUGUUUGGUCACUCGGCAUGUGGUACUUUAAACGGCUUUUUCUAAUGCA
Molecule: messenger RNA, 4361 nt
Organism: Centrocercus urophasianus (Greater sage-grouse)
Lineage: Eukaryota; Metazoa; Chordata; Aves; Galliformes; Phasianidae
Gene: NHSL2
Product: NHS like 2
Exons: 7
Coding region: 650-3919 (1089 amino acids)
Biological process (GO): cell differentiation
Source: RefSeq, a predicted model, not a curated record